AUGGCUUCGCAGAAGGAAGAGCCCGAAUUUCAACUCAUCGGAACCCACACGCGGUAUUCCAGUUGGACAACGCGCGUGGAAACACUCUUGGAAUAUUACCAGAUUCCGUACAAGAAAACAUUUAUCAAGCUUUCAGAAGUCAAAGAACAUUCUGAAUCUGGCCUCGUGCCCGUCCUCACCGCCCGCUCCUUGCCCGCUCACACACAGAUCACCGACAGCCUCUCUAUCUGUGAAUUCCUAGCUGAGUCUCACCCGGACCUCCCCCUAUGGCCAAAAGACCGCUACCUCCGCGCCCUGGCGAGGAGCGCGGUUGCACAGAUGCAUUCCGGCUUCACCGCCGUUAGAAGCACCUACCAUUCUAACUUCAUAGGAAAGUAUACGGGAAAUAUCCCAGUGUCUCAGGAUGCAAAGAAGGAGAUAGAGCGAAUCCUGGCGAUAUGGACAAAUGCGAGGCGGCAGACGACAGUACAGUUGAAGGCACUGGGGAAGGCGGAUGAUGGGUUUCUGUUUGGCAAAUUUGGGAUUGCGGAUUCGUUUUAUUGGCCUGUCCUAUGGCGAUUCCGGACUUACAACCUUCCUCUCACAUACGCAACCCCUGAAGCGGUCGGUUGGAUGAAGAAAAUGUGGAAUGAUCCUACUCUCAAGUCAUUGAUUUCAGACUACUUUCGCCAGGCUGAAGAUCCCGAAACGAUCAUACCGAAGUAUGAAGACAUAUUCAAAACUGAAUAUUCAGAUAUUGAGUACGGGGCUUUCACAGAGGGAUGGGAAUUUGUGGAACCCAAAUAG
Blastomyces gilchristii SLH14081 is the source of this 786-nucleotide messenger RNA. Its product is annotated as glutamine amidotransferase subunit pdxT. Lineage: Eukaryota; Fungi; Ascomycota; Eurotiomycetes; Onygenales; Ajellomycetaceae. Gene Ontology annotation, molecular function: maleylacetoacetate isomerase activity; glutathione transferase activity. The transcript has 4 exons. Bases 1 to 786 code for a protein of 261 amino acids. The record is from RefSeq and is a predicted model, not a curated record. Gene Ontology annotation, biological process: glutathione metabolic process; L-phenylalanine catabolic process.